AUGGCGCACCUCAACGUAAAGCCGGACCCGGCUUACCUCAAGCACCAGGGUGUGUGGGAUCCCCGACUUCGAACGUUGGUAUUUAUGGGUUCUAACGAAGGUGAAAUAGCUAUGCAAAAGACUCGACACCACUUUUUCCGAUGGACUCCGCGAACAGCUAGAAUCACCUUUAUGUAUGUGGCUGUUGUGCCUGCCAUAUUCGGCUAUGUCGCCUACAAGACCGACGGCCUCUACAAUUUUCGCGCAAAGAGACGGGGCGAUACCAUCUACGAGCGAUAG
Metarhizium robertsii ARSEF 23 is the source of this 279-nucleotide messenger RNA. RefSeq names its product NADH:ubiquinone oxidoreductase 6.6kD subunit. Lineage: Eukaryota; Fungi; Ascomycota; Sordariomycetes; Hypocreales; Clavicipitaceae. The transcript is spliced from 3 exons. The coding region runs from base 1 to 279 and encodes 92 amino acids. The record is from RefSeq and is a predicted model, not a curated record.